AUGUCCAUUGAGAACGAGCCGAGGACCGAGAAUAGUGAUGAGCCGUCAGAGACAAUCCCGACCAUUCCCACACUUUCUCCAUCCGAAAUCCCACAAAGAAACAUAACCAUAUCAUACUACUGCGAUACGGAUGAUGAGAUGUUAAAUGUGCCCGAUCCGAGCGGCUCCAUCGAGGGCGAUCCGAUCGAGAUAGAAGCAUUUCGCUGCAUUGUAUGCAAGACGCUACCCUAUACAACGCUCUAUCAAUGCCAAUACCAGCACAUCAUCUGCGCGGGAUGCUAUCAGAUGCGCGUGCUAGACAAGAUGCUGGGCGCGCAGCUGGGCACCUGCCCGCAGUGCAAUGUGCGCAUCUAUCGGCAUGAGCCCUUUCGCAACCUGCGGGGCGAGCGUCGACUGGCUGAGGUGCUGGUGGCCUGCGAGGCUUGUGGAUUCAUUUUGCAGCGCUCUUUUCUGCGCAUCCACUGCCAGACGGAUUGUCCUCUGCGGCUGGUGGCGUGCAAGUACCGGCGCAUCGGCUGCAAAUGGAAGGGCGUGCUGGGCGAGGCAGCUGCCGAGCAUGAGCAGGAGUGCGAGUAUCGGAGCAAGCGGGGAGUGCAGCUGCUGGAGGAGCUGCAGCAGCUGCAAGCGGAGCGCGACUCCAAACAGUGUUUGUUGAGCAAGAUAAUGAAGCUGCUGCAAUUGCCGCAUAUCACGGUGCGGCUGCUCCAGCUGCUGCCACAGGGUGAGGGCUUUCCGCGCAACGAUUUCAAGACAUUCAGCUUCUUUGAGGCCUUCAGCCAGAGCUGGUCCAUCCAGCUCAACUGGCAGACGCCCGAUGACGUCGAGGAGCCGGCCGAUCAGCAGAACUGCACAUGCGGUCUGCUCUUUCAGCUCUGCCUCGAAUCACCGGACACCUGUCGCGGCGCCCUGGGCCUCACCUACACCCUGGCCAGUGGCACCUACUCGGAGGUGCGCUUCCAGCCGAAUCUGUGCGAAAAGUGUGACUUUACGCGGGAUAAUAUCUGCGGCCCCUUGACUCUGAUCUAUAAAAAUUCUUGGCUGAAUUGCGCAAAGCUGCUGAACGAUCGUGGCUUCUAUGCUCGUCUGCUAAUGGCUCGUAUAUAG
Drosophila mojavensis is the source of this 1104-nucleotide messenger RNA. RefSeq names its product cysteine and histidine-rich protein 1. The transcript has a single exon. The record is from RefSeq and is a predicted model, not a curated record. Gene Ontology annotation, cellular component: nucleus. Gene Ontology annotation, molecular function: zinc ion binding. The coding region runs from base 1 to 1104 and encodes 367 amino acids. NCBI's taxonomy places the organism in Eukaryota, Metazoa, Arthropoda, Insecta, Diptera, Drosophilidae.